AUGGAUUUUGUGAGUCAAACUUUAACUACGGAUUCUAAUCUCCAAUGCGACAGCAUGUUCCUCGAGCUCCAUGAUUUUGCCAACAUUGUAAAUGGUUUACAUGACACAUGUUUUCUUAAAGUCUUAGACUUUGGUGGUCUACAAAAUGUUCAUUGUGCAAGAAAAGAGGUAACCAAAGUGGAGUUUACUCUUAGAGAUAUCAACAACCACCGCAUAAAUUGCUGCAUCUUCGGAAACUUAGCUGAUAUUUUGACAAAAGCUGUCAAACAACCAAACUAUGGAGAUAUUUGUUUGAUCAUAUAUGCUAAAAUCAACAACUACAAGGGUGAGUUGCAAGUCUCCAAUGCAUUUGAUACUUCUUUGGUUUUGAUAAACCCAGAUAUCAAGGAAGCAAAAUCACUUAAACAAAUGUUUCAUGGUGAUGCUAAUGCUGUUGAUCUGUACCAACAUAAAAAUGACAAGAUUCUGAUCCAGAAACAGAGCAAGAAAUGGUCCCACUAUCCAUUCAAAACCAUUCAAGAAAUAAAACACUCGGAUAAGGGUGGAAAUUGUAGAGUAAUCUGUACGGUCUAUGCUAUUGAUACCUCAAGUGGAUGGUAUUAUCUAGAUUGUAUGGUCUGCAAGAAUAAGGUACAAGUUGGAUUUGCUUGUGCAGGAUCAAACUGUUACAAAUUCCAUGAUGAUUCUAUGAGCAUUGUUGAAACAAGUGAAGAAGGCAAAUAUAUUGUAUCUCAAGCCAACAAUGGGACUGGACAGAAAUUAACUGGAUGGGAAGCAGUCGAGGUUAAUAAGUGCAAAGUUGUUGCUACAAUCUAUGCUAUAGAUACUGAUUAUGCAUGUAUUAGAUAUAAGCUCCAUCUGAUGGCUAAGGAUGAUACAGCUAAAGCAAAAUUUGUUGAAGAUCCUCAGUUGUUGCCUGGCUGUAUUAAUGAAAUUGUGGGGAAGACUUAUAAUUUUGGGGUUACCAUCAAAAAAGAAUCUGAGACUUUUAAGGUGUCUCUAUUGACUUACAGUGAUGAAAUCUCUAGCAAGAUGGCAACUCCUUCUAAGCGAUCAGUGGACGACAUUGUUGAUAUUCCAGAUAACACCUCGACUUCAAAGAUGCGCCCUGUCAAAAAUAUCAAGAUUGAGAAGAUGAGCAGUGAUGAGCUAGGCUUAACGGAGAACUAA
Messenger RNA from Brassica napus (rape), 1170 nucleotides. RefSeq lists its product as uncharacterized. The coding region runs from base 1 to 1170 and encodes 389 amino acids. The transcript has 12 exons. Lineage: Eukaryota; Viridiplantae; Streptophyta; Magnoliopsida; Brassicales; Brassicaceae. The record is from RefSeq and is a predicted model, not a curated record.